AUGUCUCGUUUCUUGGAAAAAUGCAAAGCUGCAUUCAGUUCCCCAGAUUCGUUCGGAGAAACGCUGGAGACCACAAAUGAUCAUGGAGAAGUUCGUUACAAUAAAGAUCUUCUCCCAAGUCCCCCGGUGGACAGAAAAUGGAAAUGGCAGCACUACUUUGCCUAUUACCUAACCAUGACUUUCAGUCCAUCAUCUUAUAACCUCGGUGCCUCGCUUGUAUCAAUCGGCUUGCUCUGGUGGCACGGGAUGAUUGCCGCCGUAAUCGGUUCCCUGAUUCUCACUAUUCUGGUAGUACUCAACAGCCGCGGUGCAGUCAAGUACUUUAUCGGCUUUCCCGUCUAUGUUCGCGCAGCCGCGGGUGUGCGUGGUGCCAGUCUCUACAUUCUCGUGCGAGCCAUUGUUGCCAUCAUCUAUUUCGCAACGCAGACAUACUAUGGGGGCAGAAUUACGACUGUAUUUAUGCGAGGUAUCUUCGGAAAUGGGUACAAUAACAUUCCCAACCACCUCCCUGAGAGAGCGGGCAUAACGUCUAGGGACUUGUUGAGCUUCUUCUUGUUCUGGCUGGUCCAAAUGCCGGUCAUGUUCAUUCAUCCUACAAUGCUCCGUCAUCUCUUCGUCGUCAAAGCCGUGUAUACCACGAUCUCGCUCUUCGGCGUUCUCGGGUGGAUGAUUUCUGCCAACGGGGGCCAAAUAGGGGAAUUUUCUUACACGACAAAGCAAAUCCGUCUAUCGGGAUCCGAUCUGAUCUGGCCUAUGAUACAGGCUAUCAACUCUGUAAUGGGUGCUCUUGCCCCUGUUCUCAUAAAUCAGCCGGACAUUUCACGCUAUGGCCACUCGUACAGCGACGUAACCUGGAGCCAGGGAAUCGGAAUCCUGAUUAGCAAAGUACUGGUCAUGUUCCUCAGUACUGCAACGACAGCAGCAGCCACCCAAGUCUUAGGGAAGAGUUACUGGAACGUGUGGGAUCUCUAUGGCGCCAUCUUAGACCAAUACUGGACGGCAGGAGCGCGAGCUGGAAUGGUUUUUGCGUCCUUUGGCAUGAUGCUGGCUGUACUCGUCACAAACGCGGGCAGCAACUCGCUCCCUGUCGGUGCAGAUCUCACAGGCAUCUUCCCACGUUGGCUCACCAUCGUGCGUGGCCAAGUACUUUGUGCGUUACUAGCACCCCUGCUCGUUCCCUGGAAGAUUAUCGCGUCUGCCACCUCGUUUCUCACCUUCUUGGGCUCUUAUACCGUUUUUCUCAUGCCGAUCUGCGCAUGCAUGAUUACCGAUUACUGGAUCAUCAGAAGGGGUAAUUUUCAUGUCCCGUCGCUGUACGUCUCAACGCCAGACAGUCCCUAUUCGUACUACAAAGGCUGGAACUUGCGCAUGCUCGCUGCGUGGAUUGCUGGAGUUGCGUUUACUGUUCACGGUGUGGCCGGUUCCUUGGACCCUGAUUCUGUUGCUCCAGCUAGCAAGAAUAUGUACAAGCUUGGAUUUCUGCUAUCGCUGUGUAUGGGCGGUUUGGUGUAUUACGUCCUUUGUUCAAUCUGGCCUGUACGUCUGCUGCCAUCCAGCUAUGAGAAGGAGCUUGCGUUCGAAGAGAUGGCCAGAAACGAGGGCUUCUUCGAUCAUGAAAACGUUGGUACAAUUACUGGGGUGCUAGAAGGUGAAGAGCUUGAGAGCCACCGUUAUGUGGCUGAUGGGAAGGACAGCAAAGCGUAA
Messenger RNA from Exserohilum turcica Et28A, 1704 nucleotides. RefSeq lists its product as uncharacterized. Bases 1 to 1704 code for a protein of 567 amino acids. The record is from RefSeq and is a predicted model, not a curated record. Gene Ontology annotation, biological process: nucleobase transport; transmembrane transport. Gene Ontology annotation, cellular component: plasma membrane. The transcript has 3 exons. Gene Ontology annotation, molecular function: nucleobase transmembrane transporter activity. NCBI's taxonomy places the organism in Eukaryota, Fungi, Ascomycota, Dothideomycetes, Pleosporales, Pleosporaceae.